This is a messenger RNA of Ziziphus jujuba (common jujube), 1210 nucleotides long. Its product is annotated as reticulon-like protein B22. Bases 245 to 757 code for a protein of 170 amino acids. Lineage: Eukaryota; Viridiplantae; Streptophyta; Magnoliopsida; Rosales; Rhamnaceae. The record is from RefSeq and is a predicted model, not a curated record. The transcript is spliced from 4 exons.
AUUGGAGAAAAUGUUGAAAACUCAAAAAUAAAUAAAUAAAUAAAUAAAAGUAGUUGAAAAUGGCGUGAAAAAGUAGAGCAUAUGGGGGGUGUGGAUUUUGGGUUUCGCACUCAAAGAUUCAAGCUUUCCACGAAUUCAUACUCUAAGAUUCGAGCUUUCGGCGAAUUCAUUGAGGAGGAACUGCGACAUAGAUAGAGAGAGAGAGAGAGAGAGAGAGAGAGAGAGAGAGACGAGAGAUUGGGAGAUGGAAUCGAGGAGACAAGUAGGGAGAGCAGUGAUCGUGUUGAUAUGUGGUACGCUGGUGUACUACCACUGUGCAUAUCGGAAUGCCAGCCUUGUCUCUCUCGUCUCCGACGUCUUCAUUGUCCUUCUCUGUUCCCUCGCCAUUCUCGGCCUCCUCUUUCGCCAAAUGAAUAUCUCGGUACCGGUGGAUCCGCUUGAAUGGCAGAUUUCUCAGGACACUGCUAACAGCAUUGUUGCUUGGUUAGCUAAUACUGUUGGGGCAGCUGAAUCUGUGUUGAGGGUUGCGGCAACGGGACAUGAUAAGAGGCUUUUCGUUAAGGUUGUCUUUUGCCUUUAUAUAUUGUCAUCCUUGGGACGAUUGGCUUCGGGUCUUACGGUUGCUUAUGCUGGGUUGUGCUUGUUUUGUCUUUACAUGCUCGUAGAGAACUCUCAAUCAAUCAGUGCAGCUCCUGCUCGUUUCCUACGGAGAAGAAAUUUCACAGGAGAGCAAUCUUCGGAGCAGGACUCGAUGUGAUCAAUGCUUUUCUGUAAUCAAAUUUGUAAUACCAAUCUUAGUGUUAGUGUCCCUAUUGCGGUUGCAGCUAAGUUGCUGCAGCUACUCGUAGUCUUCUCUGUAAAUACAUCAACUCGUCUGAUACAGCCAUCCUUGGGUAUAGAUUUUUAUUUUUUUGACCAAAGGAUAACAAAUUAGUUUUUCAACUUGGGUGUUAUAUGGUCUUAUAGCUUGCCAAUCUGUUUGUUUUUUUUUUUUUUUUUUUUUGGGGGGGGGCGGUCUGUUCGGUUUUCACUGUGGAAUUAUGUUUUUAUAUUUACAGGUUUUGUUUAUGUCCUUUACCAGAUCAUCCAUGGUGUUUGAAAAAUAAGAGAUGUACGAAUGAAAGAACUCCUUUAAAGAAGAAAAAGAAGCAGCUCAUGUGUAGUCAGUUCUUAUUUUAUUUUAUUUUAUUUUGGUCUUUAUAAACUAAAA